GAAAAAAAUCUUUUGCUUCAUUUUAAAGCAUUUUCUAUGUCUUUCUUUAUAGAUUUUAGCUUACAGAAUUGUCCUAUAACAACAGAAUAAUGGGAAUUCUCGGUCUCUCAAAGUUGAUAUUCGACAAAGCCCCAUCUGCUGUCAGAGAAAAUAGCAUUAAAAAUUACUUUGGUCGAAAAGUUGCGAUUGACGCUUCAAUGGCCAUUUAUCAAUUUUUGAUUGCAAUAAGACAAGAUGGAAAUCAAUUAACAAAUGAUGAAGGAGAAGUAACUAGCCAUCUUGCAGGAUUGUUUUAUCGUACAAUUCGAAUGUUAGACAAUGGUAUAAAGCCUGUAUACGUCUUCGAUGGUAAACCUCCUCAGAUGAAGUCUGGUGAGCUCGAAAAGCGAAAGGAAAGACGAGAGGAAGCUGAGAAGAAACUUGCGGAAGCAACAGAGGCAGGAGAGCAAGAAGAAGUUGACAAAUUUCAAAGACCUGUGAAAGUCACUAAACAGCAUAUGGAUGAUUGUAAAAAGUUACUUACUUUAAUGGGAGUCCCUGUCGUCUCUGCACCAACUGAAGCGGAAGCACAAUGUGACUUGGUAAAAGCUGGAAAAGUUUAUGCAACGGCCACUGAAGAUAUGGAUGCUCUGACAUUUGCAUCUAAUAGACUUCUACGACAUAUGAUUAGCGAAGCAAGAAAAAUGCCAAUACAGGAAUUCACUCUAGAAAAAGUGCUUCAAGAAAUGGAAAUUACACAGGAACAAUUCAUUGAUUUGUGUAUUUUACUUGGUUGCGACUAUUGUGGGUCCAUUAGAGGUAUUGGACCUAAACGUGCCUAUGACCUCAUCAAACAACAUAAAACGAUUGAAAGAUAUUGGAAUAUUGACAAGAAAAAGUACACAGUACCAGAAGAUUGGGCUUUUGCCCAGGCCAGAUCAUUGUUUAUUGAACCUGAUGUUUCUCCAUGUGAUGAAAUUGAACUUAAAUGGAAAGAACCAGAUGAAGACUCAUCGAGUUUAUGUGCAAAGAAAAAAGGUUUCAGUGAAGAUAGAAUUCGAAAUGGAAUCAAGAAGUUAAUGAAUAGUAAGAAGCAAAGUACACAAGGCCGUCUGGAUGACUUUUUUCAAGUCAAAGUAUCAGCAUCACCAGCUGUUGAAAAGAAAAUCUGAUCCGCAAGGGCAAGAGUACACCUGCAAAGAAAGUGAAAAAGGAAUUCAACGAGGAAAAUGAUCGUCUAGAAAAUAAUCAAUAUCAAAAACAUUUUGUGUAUGCAUAAGAUACUCAAGAAUAAUCAAUAUCAAAUACUUUAUUGAGUCUGAUUAGAUGACAGAGCGAGUGAACAUGUUCAUUUAUGGGAACAAUGUCUUGGUUUACCUUGUAACCUUGUUACCUUGUGGUAGUAGACUUGUUCUAUUUUGUAAUAACGGCUAUUUUGCUAUUUUUUUCCCACCUUAUGGACUCCAAAAAUAUUUCUGUGGAAGCCAGGAUACCCAGGUGAAUAAAUAAUCUACACCUAUUAUCUCUUCGGCACCUAAUUUGUGCAUAACUUUGCGGUAUAUGCCACAUUUAAUUUGAAUAUAUUCUCAUUUUAGGGCUGCAUUCAUAAGGAAAUAUGAGAUUUAAAAUCAGUGGUAUAUUAUUAAUAAAUAAAGAACUGGAUUAUAACUUCUUGAAUUGAAGUUUUAAUCUCAUUUCAACUCAUUUGUUACACGUUAUUGAAUAGACUGUUCUUUGUCUCUAUGUACUAUUUUUCAUACCUUGUUCCUCGUAAAGUUAGAUUUUUUUCAAAUCACAGCCUCUAUGUAAAUAUGCUGCCUUGUUUCUUUUGUUCUCUCUACCCCAGGAUGAACAUUUAUCUUCUUCCAAAACAAUCAUUGAAUGAUAUAAUUUGUUAUUAGCAAUUUAGCAUAUUCAUUUUUGUUUGUGUAGCAUUUGUGAUACAUUGUCAAGAAUUCCAUUAUAAAUAAGUAUGCAUAUCCUGGCUCGAGAUCAAUGGAAAGUUUAAGUUUAAACCUUUAUUAUUUUUGUAUUGAAUGCUGUUAAAAAGAAUAUCAACAAAUCUUCUUCAGUGGUCUUUUAAAAUAAGGUUUUCAAAAUAUAUUGCCAGAUGCUGACUUAAUAUACAUAAUAUACAUUCUCUCCGCUAGAUGGUGCUCAAGAUUAAUAAAAAUUAGAUUUUUAUUCGGAAUGUUUGUCAGUUGGACUGGAAUUUGAAAAGAUCAUUCAUUGUUAAUAACUAUAUAGCAUUUAAUUCUACUGUACUUGCAUAACAUUUGCUUAUCUCGUUGUCAACCUAUUAUGUGCUUUGCCAAACUUUUUGAUUGCCUCACUGCCAUUACAUUGACUCUUUUUAUAAGGUUUUGCACACAUUGUUUUAGACAUGCUUUCAUUGCCCACUUCUGAAAAAGUUAUCUCAAUCAUAUUUUGUUAGCUUCAGCUUUGUUCACAAUCUUAGCAUAUUUUUUUUUUUUUUUUCAGCUUAUUAAUAAAAUUCAGAAUGAAAUUUUCCAAUGAAAAAUAUACCUACUGAAAAGAGCUCAGUUUGUUGCAAGAUGGCCGCGCAAUUCAUGCGACGUUGAACGAUUGAUUUAUAAAUAUUUUAUAGAUCGUAAAAUGACCAAAUUGG
This is a messenger RNA of Styela clava, 2608 nucleotides long. RefSeq names its product flap endonuclease 1-like. Lineage: Eukaryota; Metazoa; Chordata; Ascidiacea; Stolidobranchia; Styelidae. The record is from RefSeq and is a predicted model, not a curated record. Gene Ontology annotation, molecular function: 5'-3' exonuclease activity; 5'-flap endonuclease activity; magnesium ion binding. Gene Ontology annotation, cellular component: nucleus.